CGCAACACAUGCCGGUAAGUUCUAUUACGUUACUAUAAUCUUGAAUUGGUUAGCGGGUGUUAAAAGUUGUUCUGAUCCCGGUCAGGAAGGUUCAAGUCAUCAUUCCCAGCUCGUUGUAAAAUUUUCCAUUAGAAAUGUCAACUUUCGGACAGGUAAUCAAAUGCAAAGCAGCAGUUGCUUGGGAACCCAAGAAACCCCUUUCAAUCGAAGAGGUUGAAGUUGCACCCCCAGCUGCGGGUGAGGUCCGUAUCCGUAUCACCGCAACCGGUGUAUGUCACACAGAUGCCUACACAUUGGGAGGUUUCGAUUCGGAAGGAGUCUUUCCUGUUAUCCUAGGACACGAGGGCGCUGGAAUUGUGGAAAGUGUUGGGGAUGGUGUCACCGGCUUCAAGCCUGGCGAUCAUGUCGUCCCGUUGUAUGUUCCCCAAUGCAGAGAGUGUAAAUUCUGCAAGAACCCAAAGACGAAUCUUUGCCAAAAGGUUCGAACCACUCAGGGCCGAGGAGUCAUGCCCGAUGGAACAACACGUUUCAAGUGCAAAGGAAAGCAAGUUUUCCACUUCAUGGGGACAUCCACGUUUUCAGAAUAUACAGUGGUUUGUGCUAUUUCACUGGCUAAGGUGAACGAAAAGGCGCCUUUGGAUAAAAUUUGCCUCCUUGGAUGUGGAAUCCCCACUGGUUACGGAGCAGCUCUAAAUACAGCCAAGGUUGAACCAGGAAGCGUAUGUGCUGUUUGGGGUCUAGGUGCCGUUGGCUUAGCCGUGGCCAUGGGCUGCCGUGCAGCAGGUGCAUCGAAAGUUUACGGUAUCGACCUUAAUCCAGAUAAGUUUGAAGUGGCGAAGAAAUUCGGAUGCACUGAUUUCGUUAAUCCGAAAGAUCACGAGGGACGUCCAAUUCAAGAUGUUCUUGUUGAAUUAACCGACGGUGGCUUUGAUUAUACAUUUGAAUGCAUUGGCAACGUGAACACAAUGCGUGCCGCCUUGGAAUCAUGCCAUAAAGGUUGGGGAACAUCAGUUAUCAUUGGUGUUGCUGCUGCAGGACAAGAGAUAAGCACUCGACCAUUCCAACUGGUAACUGGACGCACAUGGAAAGGAACAGCUUUUGGCGGAUGGAAGAGUAUCGAUUCUGUACCGAAAUUGGUUGAGGAGUACUUGAGUGGAAAGCUGAUGGUCGAUGAAUUUGUUACGCAUACAAUGCCAUUGGAUAAGAUUAAUGAAGCUUUUGAUUUGAUGCACCAAGGAAAGAGCAUUCGUGCUGUUGUUCAACUUUAAGUUGUUUAUUAA
Messenger RNA from Hermetia illucens (black soldier fly), 1280 nucleotides. It is a transcript of the gene Fdh, whose product is annotated as alcohol dehydrogenase class-3. Gene Ontology annotation, molecular function: S-(hydroxymethyl)glutathione dehydrogenase [NAD(P)+] activity; zinc ion binding. Lineage: Eukaryota; Metazoa; Arthropoda; Insecta; Diptera; Stratiomyidae. Gene Ontology annotation, biological process: formaldehyde catabolic process. Bases 135 to 1268 code for a protein of 377 amino acids. The record is from RefSeq and is a predicted model, not a curated record. Gene Ontology annotation, cellular component: cytosol. The transcript is spliced from 4 exons.